AUGGGGUUGGAAUCACUGCACUAUGCUGUUAAAUUAGGAUUGGAAGACGUAGUUUCUGAUAUGCUGGGGUGGAAAAAAUCCUUAGUGUACCUUUCGCCAGGCAGUGAAAAUGACUGGACGACAGCAAUUCACAUUGCAGCCAGUGAAGGUGAUGUAAACAACAACAAUCAAAAUGAUCUUCAUGUUGUCGUACUGAACAAUCAAGACAAGGUAGUCCACUUCUUAUUAGACUCUAAUAAGUGCGACAACCUUGUUAAUGAGCCAGAUAGUGAUGGUAACACUCCUCUCUAUUUGGUUGUUGUCUCUG
This is a messenger RNA of Capsicum annuum, 307 nucleotides long. Its product is annotated as serine/threonine-protein phosphatase 6 regulatory ankyrin repeat subunit C-like. NCBI's taxonomy places the organism in Eukaryota, Viridiplantae, Streptophyta, Magnoliopsida, Solanales, Solanaceae. The transcript has a single exon. The annotation marks the transcript as partial. The record is from RefSeq and is a predicted model, not a curated record.